Molecule: messenger RNA, 3220 nt
Organism: Ctenopharyngodon idella (grass carp)
Lineage: Eukaryota; Metazoa; Chordata; Actinopteri; Cypriniformes; Xenocyprididae
Gene: nkx6-2
Product: NK6 homeobox 2
Exons: 3
Coding region: 1728-2663 (311 amino acids)
Biological process (GO): regulation of transcription by RNA polymerase II; cell differentiation
Cellular component (GO): nucleus
Molecular function (GO): DNA-binding transcription factor activity, RNA polymerase II-specific; RNA polymerase II cis-regulatory region sequence-specific DNA binding
Source: RefSeq, a predicted model, not a curated record
CGAGAAUGUAAAUUGUUCUGAAAGACAUUGACUUUAUUACAGUCCAAAUGAAUUACAACGACAUUAGAAUAAGAUUUAGAUGAAAUUACAGAUGAACUCCAUAAAAUAAAAUUACACAACUGACAAGAAACUGACCUUCUGUUGAUCGGCCUGUGACUUAGAUGAGGAUUACAUGACGUUUGGGCAAUAUGAUACAAUAAUAUAACAAUAAAUUAGUUUUUAAAUGUAAAGAAUAUAGAUAUAAUACCCACAAAACACACAAGCCACAAUUAACCUUUUUGUUUGUUACCGUAUAGGUCUAUAGAAAUAAUUUGAGAGCGUGUUGUUAUAAUGGACACAAGUGUCGCCUAAAGUCAUCGUCAUAUUUAAAAAGGCGCGUUUCUUCUUUCUCGUCGUUUUGAUGAAUGUCUAAAUAAUGUUGAACCCUUUUAAAUUCCACCAUGGUCGUAUUUCACUUACAGAUCCAUAAAACAUGAACGCUGCACUUAAACAGAUGAUCUCUGUCUCUGCGUUUGGUUCAUAUACAUUAAGAGAAAAACAAACAUUAAAGAUGUUAAAGAAAAUAUAGGCAAACAAAGCAAAUUUACAAGCAUCUCCACUAAAUAAUCACAUAUUAAGUUACUGCAUGUUAGAUAAAUGAUGGUGUCAGACAAGGAGAAAUCUUUAGAUUAGAUAUUAUCAGCAUCAGUGACACUGUAGAGAGAUAAAGACUGAAUUAAAUGAGACAAUAUAUACUCUUGAAAACCAUCGCUACAGUGCUGUAUAGCUGCAUUUAAUUUUACACAUUAAAAACAUUGUUUUUUUUUUUUUUUUUACCCAACCCCAUGUGAAUUAUAUUUUGAGGAUUAUUUUUUAGCAACAAUCCAUUAAGUUACAAGGUCUCACGACGUUUGUAAAACUGACAGAAAGUCUAGUUUGACUGUAAAAGAUUUUAAUACGCUAAAAAUGGCGAGCUACAUUUCCAAUAAUAAUAAUAUUUUUCGUUAUUAGGCUAUAAUAAACUGCAAAAGAGACGUAGGCAACAGGCGACGCGUAUUAAUAUUUCAUAUAGCCUACAAAAACACCUCACGAUGAAUCUGAGUUACAAGCUCUUAUGUCUUAAACCGAGCGGAAGUUUUAAUAACCUGCGAUAAUCGAAUCGUUUUCGCGUUUUAUCUUACGCGCGAUGAGAUCGCGUUUUCCGCACUUAAUUAUCGUUAAAUAUUUGUUCUAAACGAAACGGAAGAUGGACUAAUCAAAUGACCCUUACGUACGGCUUUUAAUAUCAUUAGCGACACAGUUGUAUGAGGUUAAUGUACUUACUCUGCCAGCGUCAUAAAGUAAACGCGUCUAUUGUGUCAAAUGUUGAAACAAUGAUUUCUACAGUGCGACGCGUCAUUAAUGGCGCUACAAUACGAGCUUGAUGGAGUGCGGCUUUGUCCCGGCUACGCGUAUGCAAAUUCGCCGCCGCGCAUCCUCCAAUCAGAGAAUAGCGUCACUUAGCGUCUUCCAAUAGGAGAUACGCGCUUGCAGGUGGCGGUGCGGUUAUCUGCUCGUCAUCACAGAUAGAGUCCAUUGACCGGCGAACGGCGCCUCAGAUGCGGGGGAUCGCAGCACUCAAAGCGGGCGUGAGAUCUGCCGACGGCCGGCGGCUGGAUUCUGCUUCGGAAACUCCCACAGCCUGAAGGACACUUUUGCAUGGGAAACAUUCGCAAAACUUUUGAAACUUGCAAUUCUCGUUCCCUUGGAUGAGUUGUCAAGUUGUGGGCACUAAACUUUGUCGUGCACUGUUGUACUUUGUAUGUCUGUUGUUGUUUGGCGGUUCAUCCUGUGGUUCACGCGCACCAAUGUUAGCUGUCGGGCAGAUGGAUACUAACCGGCAGAGUGCGUUCGUUCUGGGCAGCACUCCACUGGCUGCGCUGCACAACAUGACCGAGAUGAAGACCUCUUUAUUCCCGUACACCCUGCAGAACCCCGCGGGCUUCAAGGCUCACUCCCUCGGCAACCUGAACUCUCAGAUUCCCCUCGGAACGCCGCAUGGAAUAAGCGAUAUCUUGGGGAGACCCAUCACCACCGCCGGACAGCUGCUCUCGGGCUUUCCCAGGAUCAACGGGUUGGCCACAUCAGCUGGGAUGUACUUCAACCCGGCGGCCGUGUCUCGGUAUCCCAAACCCCUGACGGAGUUGCCCGGUAGGGCGCCCAUAUUCUGGCCGGGAAUGAUGCAAGGUUCACCCUGGCGAGACCCGCGGGUUCCCUGUCCGGCCCAGGCGAAUAUGAUGCUGGACAAGGAUGGCAAGAAGAAACAUUCCAGACCAACUUUUUCAGGACAGCAGAUUUUCGCGCUGGAGAAAACCUUCGAACAGACCAAAUAUCUGGCCGGUCCAGAGAGAGCAAGACUCGCAUAUUCUCUGGGAAUGACCGAAAGUCAAGUCAAGGUUUGGUUUCAGAACAGAAGAACCAAAUGGCGGAAGAGACACGCGGCUGAAAUGGCCACGGCUAAAAAGAAACACGAUUCAGAGACGGAGAAAAUGAAGGAAAGCUCGGAAAACGAGGAGGAUGAUGAAUAUAACAAACCUCUGGACCCGAACUCCGACGACGAGAAAAUCACAAGACUGUUGAAAAAGCACAAGACGAGUAACCUGUCCCUCAUCAGCCCGUGCAGUAACAGCUCGGACACUUUGUGAUGAUACUGAGCAAAAGACUCUUCAUUAUCAUCAUCAUCAUCUGCCUCAGAUUCUUCUGGGAAAAUGAGACAGAGUUAAGCAGGGUAUAAACACACUGUUCACGCUGCUUUUGCUUUGCUUUGAAUGCGGUUGUACAGUUAGAAGUGGACGUGAGAUGUAUAUAUAUUUUUUACUGAGUAAAUUAUGUUAUGAAAGCAUCACGAAGACGUGCCAACUUUCCCUCAUCAUCAUCAUCACCACCACCAUUUAAGAUCAUCUUUGUCUUCGAUCGCAGAAGAAUAACGACGCAUAUUUCGCCUAAAAGUUUCACUUUUUUAAUUUUGAAAACAGGUUCACAAAGUGUAUAAAAGUGCCAGUGCUGUAAAUGAUGUGAAUAGAAUUUGUUUUAACAAUGUCCUUUUGGCCGCUUAUACUUUCAAUGGAAGGAGUUUAUGUUUUACCUCACAACACGAAAAAUACACAAAGAUGGACAUAAAUAUCGAUGAAGAGAAUAUUAUUGCUUCCGUGAUGAAGGAAGAAAAAACUUUGUAUUAUCAAUAAAUUAUUUAACAAGCCAA